AUGGAGGUUGCUGUUGAACUAGAAGAUGACCUGUUUUUUGCUGACUUGAGCAAGCAAAUUUCUCUCCUAAUUAUGGAUGAGGAUGAAGACCCCCUUGCUUGUUGUCCUCAACACCAGACGUUUUCUGCAUCAUUCCAUCCUCCUCCACAGUCUGCUAUUCUCUAUGAGCAGGCUUUGCGAAGACAAAGCAAAGGGACAGGGGUGUUUAUCCCUCAAUCCACACAGACUAGGAGGAAGCACAGGAAAGGAAGAUCCAACUCAAACGCAAAACAUCAAAAUCAGUCUCAAGAUACAAGAACGGUUGCUCAAGUUCCUGUAAAAAAAGCUAUUUCAAACCCCAAAAUGGUCGAGGAUAUGUAUAUGUCUGCUCACAAAACUGCUUAA
This is a messenger RNA of Sphenostylis stenocarpa, 384 nucleotides long. NCBI's taxonomy places the organism in Eukaryota, Viridiplantae, Streptophyta, Magnoliopsida, Fabales, Fabaceae. The record is from the annotation of a GenBank genome assembly.